Molecule: messenger RNA, 3109 nt
Organism: Salvelinus sp. IW2-2015
Lineage: Eukaryota; Metazoa; Chordata; Actinopteri; Salmoniformes; Salmonidae
Product: 5'-AMP-activated protein kinase subunit gamma-2
Biological process (GO): protein phosphorylation; regulation of catalytic activity
Cellular component (GO): nucleotide-activated protein kinase complex; nucleus; cytoplasm
Molecular function (GO): protein kinase regulator activity; protein kinase binding; AMP binding
Source: RefSeq, a predicted model, not a curated record
GGAGGAGCAGAGUGAAAUUCAGCAGAGAGAUAGGAGACCAGAGAGAUAUUGAGUGAGCUGAAGGGGAGGCAGAGAGAUUCUGCCUGUGUGCGCUGUGCUACACUGUGCAUCAUCACUUGGGAGUGUUGGACUUCGUCUCACAGAGGACGUGUGGAAUUUCCAGCUUUCUUUCCCUUCGUGUUCUCCAGCAAACGUGUGAUUUGCCACAGACAUCAAUUCCCUGAGAGGGGAGCCUACUUCGCCUGCAGCCUCUGCUGGGCUCUGUGGACUCGAUGAGACAUUUUCUCGAUGAGGUAACAGAAAGAACAGAUCCUUACCGAGAAAUACAAGCAUGAAGGACGGCCGUGUCGAAAUAACAGAUAACACAUCAAUUGAACGGAGAAGAGGCAUCUCUUAACCAGGAGAGGAGAUCUGCUCAUGAGAAUAAAGACAAUCCUUCAUCUAAGAGCCUAUCGACUGAAGAGGGCCCUCCACUUCUUCCUUGGAAAGGUCCAGCUCUUUCCAGAAGACUAACACAAGGCCAUCCAGAGCUGGAAGAGUAGCCUCGCUCAAACGACUGAUUCAAUAAGCACCUGACUGGUUAGGAAAAACCCUUCUCCGAUCAGAUCUUCAGUUUCAUUCUGGCACAGAUUUUGUCAUCUUUGACACAGAUCUUUAACUUUAUUGUAUUUACAAACAUGCAUCAGGCGGAGUAGCAGGAGUAGCUCUCUCGCCACUCUUCUGGGGAGUGGUGGUGGUGCCCAAUAGUUGUGACCGGUCCCUGUCCUGGAUGGUCAUGGUCCAUAUUGGAUGCUGAACCCAUCGCUUGAACCCGCUUGUGUCCAUGAAGAGGUUUGGCAGCCUGAGGAGGAGUAAGAAGCGGAAGGAGCAGGACCUGCUAGCGGAAGGAAGACGACAGUCAGAGCCACCAUGUCUGCCUGUCUCCGGCCUCUCGUCUUCCCCCACCCCACCCAGCACCCCCACCCAGGCCCCAAGCCAGUCCAUGCUGUUCCCCCAGGAGGUCCACCAGAGUGCCCCUGGACGUCUGGGCCGCUCCCUCUCGUCACCCCCACCAGACACCGGACAGCGCCUCAGCCUGCCCGCCUCUGCCAAGCCCCCCAUGCCCUCGUCCUCUCCGAUACCGUACGCCUUCCCACUGCCCCAAGCUACCUCACAGCCAAAUUUCUACGGUUUAUUCGAAGGCAUGCUGGAGAAACUUGAACUAGACGAUGAUGGUGUUGCUGCUGAACCAGACAGUGAUAUUUACAUGCGCUUUAUGAAGUCCCAUAGCUGCUAUGACAUCGUUCCCACCAGCUCCAAGCUGGUUGUGUUUGACACUGGACUGCAAGUGAAGAAGGCUUUCUUUGCCUUAGUGGCCAAUGGGGUGCGUGCUGCUCCACUGUGGGACUCAGAGAGGCAGUGUUUUGUGGGAAUGUUGACAAUCACAGACUUCAUCAUCAUACUACACAGAUACUACAAGUCACCGUUGGUGCAAAUAUAUGAGUUGGAAGAUCAUAAGCUUGAGACGUGGAGAGAAGUAUAUUUGCAAGAGACAUUCAAACCUUUAGUGAACAUAUCACCUGAAUCAAGCAUAUUUGAUGCAGUGUAUUCCCUCAUCAAAAACAAGAUCCACCGUCUGCCUGUCAUCGACCCUGUUACAGGAAACCCACUUUACAUCCUCACACACAAGAGGAUCCUCAAGUUCCUACAGCUCUUUGUGCGCGAGAUGCCCAAGCCAGCCUUUAUGAAGCAGACCUUGGUGGAGCUGGGCAUCGGUACCUACAAGAACAUAGCUUUCAUCCACCCUGACACACCCAUCAUCAAGGCCCUGCAGAUCUUCGUAGAGAGGAGGGUGUCUGCCCUGCCUGUGGUGGACGUAUCUGGGAAAGUGGUGGAUAUUUACUCCAAAUUUGAUGUCAUAAACCUGGCAGCAGAGAAGACGUAUAAUAACCUGGACAUCACCGUGACCCAGGCUCUGAGGCAUCGCUGGCAGUACUUUGAGGGGGUCAUGCAGUGCCACAAGCUGGACACACUGGAGACCAUCGUGGACAGGAUUGUCAAAGCAGAGGUCCAUCGGUUGGUGGUGGUGGAUGAUCGCUCGGCCAUCGAGGGCAUCAUCUCCUUGUCUGACAUCCUGCAGGCCCUGGUGCUCAGCCCAGCAGAUGCCUGCAGAGAGGAGGGCCUGCUGGAGUGAGAGGGGAAAAGCUGUGGGGACCACUGAGGUUGAAGGCUGUCAUAAAAUGUAGUAUUCUACUUCUAUGGCUUCAGACAUUGGGCCCAGAGCCCUUGGUAUUGAUGCUCUAGACUUUGAAACCAAAAGGCUGGGCUGGACUGAUACGGGGAUGUAAAGGGCUCUAAUGCCUGAGGACCAGCAUCUCUCUGUCUAAUUGGAACUGGGCUUCAUUCACUGUGGGAGGGUUAUAGUAGGGUGGAAUGAUGACGCAGGGUGAGGUUGAGCCAGUCUGGAGUCUGUGGCUAUGUAUAUGAGAGCUAUGUAUAUUUUGGUUUUGCUCUCUAUCUUGCUGCUCUGUCGUUGUUCCAGCAACAGUGCCUAGUCACUCCCAGUAAGUUUUAAACCUUCAAGGAACAAGAAGAUUGACAGACAUGGUCAAAGCGUCUUAGACUUGAUGAUACACACUUUAGGAUAAAUGGCAGGUUUUCAUGCUUUACCUUGUAAUGGUGGAAGGGUCUGUAUUUUUAUAUGAGUAAUAUGCUGUGAAGAGAGACGGAACAUAAAAAAGGCCAUAUUUUAAGACGUGUUUUGCCUGCUUCAUGUACUUGCAAAGGAAAAUGGCAGAUUCUGAACUGCUCACAACUGGUCUCCUGUGCUGUGGCCAGAGUAACACAACUCGGACAAAACUCAUCUCUGUUCUAUUACUGUAAAUAACAACGUUUUGAAGAAAAGUGCCAGAGAAAGCUUUAUUUUUUUUAAAUCUAAGUUUAAAACAAAUUAUGUUAAACUGACUACAGUUUAAUAUUAUUUUUGUAAAUAUAACGUGGCAGUAAAAUGUUGUAUUCAAAGAUGGACUGUACAUGUGCAAGCGAUAAAUGACACUAUAACAGUUAUAAAUGUUGUUCUUUACUUUUCUAAAAGCAGCAAAAUAAACAAUGACACUGUAUUUUUAUGUAA